AUGGUUGCCGUGUUCCUUAUUGGUGCCUCCGGCUUCGUCGGCGGCCAGGUCCUCAAGCAGCUUUCCCAAGACCAUCCAGAGUUUGCCAUCCGGGCUCUGGUCCGCGACGCCCAGGUCGGAAAGCGCAUCUCGGACCUCUACCCCAGAGUCGAAAUCAUCGUCGGCGGCCUGGACGACGAUCUGGUCGAGGUGGAAUCGUCCAGGGCAAACAUUGUUCUGACCUACUGGGUGCAGAUAUCGGGUGCAAGCCUCUUGGCCGCCAGGGACCUUGCCUCUCCCGACUACGACGUUGGGCUUCCGUCGUCAAAGGUCUACGACGAUCUCGAGGGAAGGGACGAGGUCCGAUCUCUGAUCAGAGACCACCCCAGUCGGGAGAUUGAUAACUACUUGCUGGACGUGGGCAGCCAGACCCCGCAGGUCAAGACGGCCAUUGUCUUCCCCCCCAUCAUCUACGGCAAGGGAGACGGUCCGGUGCAUCGGACCAGCAUCCAGAUCCCCUCGCUCGCCCGCGUCACCCUAGAGAGGGGUCACGGGGUGAGAGUGGGGGCCGGCGAGAACCGCUGGGGUCACGUCCACGUAGCAGAUGUUGCGCGCAUCUUCACCGGACUGGCAGAGGCUGCGGCUGUCGGCAGGGACGACGCGUCGCUGUGGAAUGACGACGGCCUCUACCUUGCGAGCACUAGCGACGUGAGCUUUGCCCACCUCUCCAACUUGGUCGUCAAGGCCGCAUCGGAAAAGGGUCUCAUCAAGAGCACCGACAUCCAGGUGCUGUCAAAGGAGGAAUCCGCCAACGUACUUCCUGGCGGACCCGUCUUCUUCGGCUCUAACGCCAGAGGUAUCGCCAGCCGAGCAAAGGAACUCCUGGGUUGGAAGCAGACGGAGCAUGGCAUAGAAGAGGAGAUACCCCGCGCAGUCGCCGAGGAAGCCAGCAACCGAACGGGCAAGUGA
Molecule: messenger RNA, 948 nt
Organism: Geosmithia morbida
Lineage: Eukaryota; Fungi; Ascomycota; Sordariomycetes; Hypocreales; Bionectriaceae
Product: Nucleoside-diphosphate-sugar epimerase
Exons: 4
Coding region: 1-948 (315 amino acids)
Molecular function (GO): NAD binding; oxidoreductase activity, acting on the aldehyde or oxo group of donors, NAD or NADP as acceptor
Source: RefSeq, a predicted model, not a curated record